Anolis sagrei ordinatus is the source of this 4495-nucleotide messenger RNA. NCBI's taxonomy places the organism in Eukaryota, Metazoa, Chordata, Lepidosauria, Squamata, Anolidae. The record is from RefSeq and is a predicted model, not a curated record.
AUGGUGCGCAUGUGCGGGCAAGGCUGGAGGAAGGCUCAUGCCAGCGAGUUCCUUCAAGACAAACGCCUUGGCUCCACCACAUCUCAAUUCCCCGCAAGGCCCUUUGUCCUCGAUGCUCGCAGAAUGGGGCUCCACCAUGGCAGGGGUGGAGGUGGGACUUUGCAAGGUCCCAGUGACGAUGCAAUGGGUCUUCCAAGUGCAUGCUCCACGCCAGGCUGUUUUCAGCUCCGGCGCAUCGGACCACAGCUGCCGCUGGCCGCUGGCCCCAAGAGAGCUGCCAGGAUGCUGAGUGCCACCCUCCUGGCCUUGGUGCUGGUCCGGGCUCAAGAGGGACUGGCGGCCGCCCCCACACAGAUCCACAGCGAGGGCUACUGCGCCUUCUAUGGUGACUGUGGCAAUAACAAGGAGGCCAACGGGAGCCUGCUCCCGGACAACACGGUGCCCUGUGUCUCCAACACUCCGGCCCGGCUUCUCUCAGGGACCCACUUGCAGCGGCUGCGCACCGUCUGCCCAGUCCUCUUCACAGGCACAGAUUCCACCUACGCCUGCUGCUCCGAGGACCAGCUGACCGCCAUUGAGAGCAGCCUCCGCAUCUCUCGGGUGAUCCUCUCCCGCUGCCCCUCCUGUGCUGAGAACUUCGGCAACCUCCACUGCCAGAACAUCUGCUCCCCGAACCAGAGCAGCUUCGCCAAUGUCACCCGCACCAACCCCUACACUUUCCCCAAUGGUAGCCAAGCAUUGGGCGUCUUGGAGUACCAGUGCUUCUAUGACCAGGCCUUUGCUGAUGCCACUUAUGACUCUUGCAAAGGCGUGAGCAUCCCAGCCACGGGUGGCUAUGCCAUCGGCGCUAUGUGCGGCAAGUACGGGGCGGCGCUCUGCAAUACACAGCGUUGGCUGGACUACCAGGGUGACGUCAGCAAUGGCCUGGCUCCACUGGCCAUCGACUUCCGCCUGGUGCCCCAGGGUUCCCCGGCCAUUGCGGGCGGCAUCGUGCCCUUCAACGCCACAGUCUGGGGCUGCGGAGAGCCGGUGGGCAACAGCACUGGCGAGAAGUGCUCCUGCCAAGACUGCGCCCAGUCCUGCCCGGUCAUCGAAGCCCCACGGCCUCCUGCACCGCCGUUCCAGGUUGGGCACCUGAGCGGAGUCCUCUUCCUCUGCAUCCUCCUCUUCCUGGUCCUCUUUGUGGUCUUUGUGGUGGCCCUGAGCUGCCAGUGCUGCUCCCCAUCGUCGCGGCGGAAGUUAAAGAGCCAGGGAGGGCCGUGGGAGAAGCCGAAGGGCCCAGGAUGGCCACAGGAACCCAAGCCCAGGAUCCCUUGCUCCCAGAGGAUUGGCCGGGCCACCGACAGGUUCCUUUCCAGGGUCUUCAGCAGCUGGGGCACGCUGGUGGCCACCUAUCCACGCACGGUCAUCUUAAUCUGCACUCUGGCCGUGGCAGUGCUCUCUGGUGGCCUGGCCUCCAUCCAAAUGACCACGAACCCCGUGGAGCUGUGGUCGGCCCCGGACAGCCAGGCCCGGCAGGAGAAGGCCUUCUACGAGGAGCACUUUGGCCCCUUCUUCCGCACCAACCAGGUCUUCCUGACGGCCAAGAUCCACUCUGGCUACAGCUACAACUCUCUGGUCAUGGGCCAGAGCAACUUCAGUGGAGUGCUCUCCAUGGACGUGCUGCUGGACCUGCUGGACCUGCAACAGCGGCUGCAGGGCAUCGUGGUCUGGUCGGCGACCCAUGGCCGGAAUGUUUCACUGAAGGAUGUCUGCUACGCCCCGCUCAACCCCCAGGAGCCGUCCUUGACCGACUGCGCCGUCAACAGCUUGCUCCAGUACUUCCAGAACAACCGGACACUGCUGGAGAUGAACGCCACUCAGACGCUGAAGGGGCAGACCAGCAUCGUCGACUGGAGGGACCACUUCCUCUACUGCAUCAACUCCCCGCUCUCCUUCAAGGACAUCACAGCUCUGGGGCUCAGCUGCAUGGCUGACUACGGGGCCCCAGUCUUCCCUUUCCUGGCCGUGGGGGGCUACUCAGGGGUGUCCUACUCAGAGGCGGAGGCACUCAUCCUGACCGUCUCCCUGAACAACUUCCCCUCCAGUGACCCCCGCUUUGACUUUGUGAUGCUCUGGGAGGAGCAGUUCCUGAAAACAGUGAAGGAAUUCCAGCAGGAACAUGCCAAUCGCUACAACGUUGCCUACAUGGCGGAGCGCUCCUUGGAGGACGAGAUCAGCCGCUCCACCUGGGAAGACAUGCCCAUCUUCGUCCUCAGCUACCUCCUGAUCUUCAUCUACAUUGCUCUGGCCCUGGGACAGUACUCCAGCUGCAGGCGCAUCCUGGUGGACUCCAAGGUGACGCUGGGCGUGGGUGGCAUCCUGGUUGUGCUGGGGGCCGUUCUCUCCUCACUGGGCUUCUACUCCUACGUUGGCGUGCCUUCCUCCCUCAUCAUCCUCGAGGUCGUGCCCUUCCUGGUCCUGGCCCUCGGUGCAGACAACAUCUUCAUCUUCGUGCUGGAAUACCAGAGGGCUGAACCCCGGCCUGGGGAGACCUCAGAGGAGCGCAUUGGGAGGGUCCUGGGAGAGGUGGCGCCCAGUAUGCUCCUGUGCAGCCUGUCGGAGGUCAUCUGCUUCUACAUGGGAGCCUUGAUCCCGAUGCCCGCCGUCAAGACCUUUGCCCUCUAUGCCGCCCUGGCUGUCCUCUUUGACUUCCUGCUCCAGAUCUCAGCCUUUGUGGCCCUCCUGGCCCUGGAUGUCCGCCGGCAGGAGGAAUCCCGUUUGGACUUCUGCUGCUGCUUCCGCCUGGAGCCAGACGGAGGGUCCCCUGAGGAGAAGCGGCACGAGGGUCGCCUUGCAGCCUUCAUGCGCCGCUUCUAUGCACCCUUCGUGCUCAAUGGCUUCGUCCGGUUCAUGGUGGUACUGCUCUUCGCCGGCAUGUUCUGCAUUGGCAUCUUCUUCAUGCUCAAUGUCCAGGUGGGGCUGGAGCAGGAGCUGUCGGUGCCCAAGGACUCCUACAUGCUUGAGUACUUCCAGGCCUUGAACCAGUACCUGAUGGUGGGAGCCCCCACCUACUUCGUCACCACUGGGGGCUACAACUUCUCCACCAUCCCUGGAAUGAACGGGAUCUGCUCCAGCUCUGGCUGCGAUGAGGACUCUAUGACCCAGAAGAUCCAGUAUGCCACCCGCUUCCCAGAGCAGUCCUUCCUAGCCAUUCCGGCCACUUCCUGGGUGGACGACUUCAUUGACUGGCUGAACCCCUUCUCCACCUGCUGCCAAAUCCAUAGUUUUGGCCCCAAAAAGGGGCAGUUCUGCCCCUCCACCAACUUCACCCUGACCUGCCUGCAGAAGUGCAUGGCCGUCCCCAAAGGCACCCUGCGACCGAGUGAGGAGGAGUUUCACCGCUUCCUGCCUUGGUUCCUCCAGGACAAGCCCAACCUGAUGUGCUCCAAGGGGGGCCUGGGGGCCUACGACACAUCAGUGAAGCUGGGGGCCGAGGGGCAGGUGCUGGCCUCCCGCUUCAUGGCCUACCACACUCCACUGAAAAACUCCCAAGAAUACACAGAGGCCCUGAAGGUGGCCAGGGAGCUGGCCAAGAACAUCACGGCCAGCCUGCGGCGAGUGCCCGGCACCGACCCCGACUUCCAGGUCUUCCCCUACACCAUCACCUACGUCUUCUAUGAGCAGUACCUGACCAUCGCCCUGACGGGUCUCAUCAACGUGAUCCUCUGCCUUGUGCCCACCUUCAUCGUCUGCUGUGUCCUGCUGGGCAUGGACAUCCGUUCCGGGGCCAUCAACCUGGCCACCAUCGUCAUGAUUGUAGUGGACACUGUGGGUGCCAUGACCCUCUGGGGCGUCUCCUACAACGCUGUCUCCCUCAUCAACCUGGUGGCAGCAGUGGGCAUCUCGGUGGAAUUUGUCUCUCACAUCACCCGCGCCUUCGCCAUCAGCACGCAGCCCAGCAAAGUGGAGAGGGCCAAGGAGGCCCUGGUCAACAUGGGCAGUGCGGUGUUUGCCGGCGUAGCUUUGACCAACCUUCCGGGGAUCGUGGUGCUGGCCUUUGCCAAGGCACAGUUGGUGCAGCUCUUCUUCUUCCGCCUCAACCUUCUCAUCACCCUCCUGGGGAUGCUCCACGGCCUGGUCUUCCUCCCAGUCAUCCUCAGCUACUUCGGGCCGGGGGUCCGCCUGUCGGUGCUGCUGGACCAAAAAGAGGGGCCUCCGCCAGACGGGCCCUUGAGUGUCAUUGAGAACCCGAUGGCCUUGGAAGACAAGCAGGACCCUCCCAAGGACCAGUGACCCCCUGCUCAAAGGACAGUAAUGGUGGACGGACCCUGAAGGAGGUGCCCCUUCCCAACAGUGACACUGGGAGGCAGGGGUCUCAACACAGACGACCAGCCAAAGCAGAUGCCCAGGAGUUCCAAGAUGGGAAAGAAGAGGGAAUCUGCAUCCCAGGCCUGCAUGAAAACAGCGCACUUUUGUCUCAGGAGCCCUGUUUUCUUUGCAACUGUACUUUUGU